This is a messenger RNA of Vidua chalybeata, 1323 nucleotides long. RefSeq names its product T-box transcription factor 20 (gene TBX20). Gene Ontology annotation, molecular function: RNA polymerase II cis-regulatory region sequence-specific DNA binding; DNA-binding transcription factor activity, RNA polymerase II-specific. The transcript has 8 exons. Gene Ontology annotation, biological process: vasculogenesis; cell fate specification; regulation of transcription by RNA polymerase II. Gene Ontology annotation, cellular component: nucleus. The coding region runs from base 1 to 1323 and encodes 440 amino acids. Lineage: Eukaryota; Metazoa; Chordata; Aves; Passeriformes; Viduidae. The record is from RefSeq and is a predicted model, not a curated record.
AUGGAGUACACGCCGCCCCCCAAGCCGCAGCUCUCCUCCCGGGCCAACGCCUUCUCCAUCGCCGCCCUCAUGUCGAGCGGCAGCUCCAAGGACAAGGAGUCCCCCGAGAGCACCAUCAAGCCUCUGGAACAAUUCGUUGAGAAAUCCUCCUGCGCCCAGCCUUUGAGUGAUUUAUCCAGCUUGGACCCUCACGGGGAUUUUAGCAGCAGCCCUUCUUCCCUGUGCACCGAGCCCCUCAUUCCCACCACCCCCAUCAUCCCCAGCGAGGAGAUGGCCAAAAUCUCCUGCAGCCUGGAGACCAAAGAGCUCUGGGACAAGUUUCAUGAACUGGGUACCGAGAUGAUCAUCACCAAAUCCGGGAGGAGAAUGUUUCCUACGAUCAGGGUUUCCUUCUCGGGAGUGGAUCCUGAGGCCAAGUAUAUUGUGUUAAUGGAUAUAGUUCCUGUGGACAAUAAAAGAUAUAGAUAUGCCUACCACAGGUCUUCCUGGUUAGUGGCUGGAAAAGCUGACCCUCCUCUCCCUGCAAGGUUGUAUGUGCACCCGGACUCCCCGUUCACAGGAGAGCAACUACUGAAGCAGAUGGUGUCCUUCGAAAAAGUCAAACUCACCAACAACGAGCUGGAUCAGCAUGGCCAUAUCAUUUUGAACUCCAUGCACAAGUACCAGCCAAGGGUGCACAUCAUUAAGAAGAAGGAUCACACAGCUUCUUUACUAAAUCUGAAAUCAGAAGAGUUCAGAACAUUCAUCUUUCCAGAGACAGUUUUUACUGCUGUUACUGCCUACCAGAAUCAAUUGAUAACCAAGUUGAAAAUUGACAGCAACCCUUUUGCUAAAGGAUUCCGUGACUCUUCCAGACUCACUGAUAUCGAGAGAGAAAGUGUGGAGAGCCUUAUCCAAAAGCAUUCCUAUGCUCGAUCCCCCAUUCGGACCUAUGGAGGAGAAGAUGAUCUCGGAGAUGACAGCCAGGCAACACAAAGCAGAGGGUCAGCCUUUACAACAUCUGAUAACCUGUCCCUCAGUUCCUGGGUUUCCUCUUCAACCAGUUUCCCAGGAUUUCAGCAUCCACAGUCUUUGAGUGCCCUGGGUACCAGCACUGCAUCCAUAGCUACACCCAUUCCUCAUCCGAUCCAGGGAUCUCUGCCUCCAUACAGCCGCCUGGGAAUGCCUCUUACACCCUCUGCUAUAGCCAGCUCCAUGCAAGGUAGUGGCCCCACUUUCCCAUCCUUCCACAUGCCAAGGUACCACCAUUAUUUUCAGCAGGGUCCUUAUGCAGCUAUCCAAGGACUGCGUCACUCUUCUGCAGUGAUGACACCAUUUGUAUGA